Molecule: messenger RNA, 1182 nt
Organism: Leptosomus discolor (cuckoo roller)
Lineage: Eukaryota; Metazoa; Chordata; Aves; Leptosomiformes; Leptosomidae
Gene: METTL22
Product: methyltransferase 22, Kin17 lysine
Biological process (GO): protein methylation
Cellular component (GO): nucleus
Molecular function (GO): protein methyltransferase activity
Source: RefSeq, a predicted model, not a curated record
AUGGGAGAUAUAAGGAAGAAGGCGAUGGAUAACCGCACAUUUAGAAGUGACACUGUGCUUUCCGAUGUUCACUUGCACUGUCCAAACAAGAGACAUCUCAUGGUGCGACUGAAUGCAGUCGGACAACCAGUAUUCCUGUCGUGUUUCAAACUCCUGUGGAACACAGAAGAUUCGGCAUCUGAGCAACAUGUGAGAGAAGCUACAACAGAAAAAGAACACCAGCACAGAGGUGUAGAGGGACUGUGUGACAAGGAUGGGAAUAAUCCAAAAAAAGAAAGAGAAUUAAAUAGUGAAGGAGUAGAAGCUCUGCUAGAUGAUGACGGAGACUUGGAAGUGGUCAGAAGACCUCAAAGUGCCUCUGAUUUAGAAGCGGAGGAUAUUUUGAGGGACAGAGUGUAUCCUGUAAUUCUGAUGAAAGGGAAAGAAGAUGCUUUUGAAGAUGAAGAACAAGAAUGCACUUGCAGUGAUGUUGUUAAAAUAGAACAUACUAUGGCAACACCCUUAGAAGAUGUUGGUAAACAAGUCUGGCGUGCAGCCUUUCUUCUUGCUGAUUACAUUCUGUUUAAACGGGACAUGUUCAGGUGUUGCUCAGUGCUAGAGCUUGGAGGUGGCACCGGAAUCACAAGCGUUAUCAUGGGAACAGUUGCCAGGAGAGUUUAUUGCACAGAUGUUGGUGAAGAUCUUCUGGCCAUGUGUGAGCAAAAUGUUGCGUUAAACAAACACUUGAUGGAGCCGGGCAGAGGGGAAAUUAAAGUGAAAGAAUUGGACUGGCUGAAAGAUGAAUUUUGCACUGAUCCUGAAGCUCCUUAUAGCUGGUCUGAAGAAGAGAUUGCUGAUUUGCAUGAGCACUGUACUGUGAUAAUGGCAGCUGAUGUGUUCUAUGAUGAUGACCUGACAAAUGCCUUGUUCAGAACACUGUAUAGAAUCACACACAACUUGAGGAAUUCUUGCACAGUUUACCUAGCAUUAGAAAAGAGGCUGAACUUCACUUUAAGACAUAUGGAUGUUACAUGUGAAGCCUACAGUCAUUUUAGAAAUACUCUAAAUGAUUUGGAGAACCUCCAAGAUAGAAAAAUGAAAUAUACUGUGGAGCCCAUUAAGCUCGAUUUCUGCCAGUUUCUCAUUUAUGAACGAAUUGAGCAGUUGGAAUUGUGGAAGAUCAUUGCUGAACACCUAACAUGA